Molecule: messenger RNA, 6747 nt
Organism: Salvelinus sp. IW2-2015
Lineage: Eukaryota; Metazoa; Chordata; Actinopteri; Salmoniformes; Salmonidae
Source: RefSeq, a predicted model, not a curated record
UACUAAGGAGGAGAGAGCGCGAGAGAGAGCGGGAACACAAGCAAGUGACAGAAAUGGUGUGUGUGUUAGAGAGCACUAGUGUGUAUCUGACUCUCGGAGGGUGUGUUGUUGCUUGAGUUUUCCUCUGAGAGGGCUGAGAGGCUCUCUCACUGUCUGUCUUUUGGCUCUCCGUUCGGCUACAAGCUGCAGACUGGACCAACCAUUAAGCCUGGGGAACGCUCACGCUGCACACACUCGUAGGCACACACACACACACCACUGGGGUGUCAGCCCUGCCGGCCGGUGAUGAGAGGGAGGAUACAGUCGUUUUGACAUAAAGGGGGAACUGCCUUUGAGCUGAGACAUGAGGUUACUCCCCUGCACUCCACAGUUCUUUCAUCCCACAACGUCAGCCUCUUCCGCCUUCUGGAGGAUAGAAACCGAGCCCUAAAGCUUGAGGUGGCUACCCUUCGCCAGGAGAAACAGCAGUACAGAACACUGAAAACUAAGCUCCAGGAUGCAUUGCAGGAGAAAAAUCGCCUGAACCUUGAGUUGUCCAGCCACAGCCUGAAGGUAUCCAAGUAUGACCAGGUAAGAUCAGAAUAUGAGCAACUUAGACACACCUAUAGCACUGUGAGUCAGGAGAGAGACUUGGCUCAAGAGGAGAGGAAACAGCUCCAAGGCAAACUGGAGAACCUCGAGCAGGUCCUCAAGCAUAUGCGAGAGGCUGCAGAGAGGAGGCAGCAGUUGGAAGAGGAGCAUGAGCAGGCCCUGGCUGUCCUCACCACCAAGCAGCAGGAGAUUCACCUUCUGCAGAGGGCUCAGGUUAAAGCUGAGAAAGAGCAUGAGGGAGCGGUCCACCUGUUAGAGGUCAAGGUUCGCGACCUGGAGCUGAAAUGCAGGUCACAGACUGAACAGUUUGGCCAGCUGUCCAAGGACCUGGAGGAUUUCCGUUUGGAGGCGGAUACUGUAGACAUCCUCAGCACUGAGCCUUUCUCCAAACACGACGUUCCCUUUCACCCGGAAAAUAAACUCUCCCAAAUCCUCAACGGACUGGCAGCCCAGGCAGGGAAAGGCGAUGAGGGCUCGGCAAACACUCGGCUGAUAUCCAAGUUCCUCCGCCCACUGCAGAUCGGAGACAGAGACAGGCCGGAGCUGCUGUUUGUCAAUCCCUCCGCCGUGACAACGAGCUGCCCCAGCAGCCCGCGACGGGCGACUCCCUCAGAGAUGGAGGAUGAGAUCCGUCGUGCACCCAGGUCCAAGCCUCGCUACACUGGCGCAGUCCGUCUAUGCACCGCCCGCUACAGUUACAACCCUUAUGAUGGACCUAAUGAGCACCCAGAGGCAGAGCUCCCCCUGGUGGCUGGGAAGUACCUGUAUGUGUACGGCACGAUGGAUGACGACGGCUUCUACGAAGGGGAGCUGCUGGAUGGCCAGCGAGGACUGGUCCCCUCCAACUUUGUGGAGUUUGUACAAGACAAGGAGAAACCAUCCAUCCAGCCAGGGGACACAGGGGAGGACCUGGGCUCUCUGGACAAUACCUCCCUUGGCCUAAUGGGGGCCGAUGGAGGGCCCCCUCAGGAUGGGCUACUGGGCUCCACCAACCCACUGGGCCCCUGCAGCAACGGCACAGGCCCCCUGGACCCUGAGGAUCUGUCUGAUGACAUUGUGCCUUACCCCCGGAGGAUCACCCUAAUCAAGCAGUUGGCCCGUAGCGUCAUUGUGGCCUGGGAGCCCCCCAUGGUGACCAUGGGCUGGGGAAACAUCAGCUGCUACAACGUGCUGGUGGAUGGCGAGGUGCGUGCCAGCGUGCCCUACGGGGGCAGGACCAAGUCUUUGUUGGAGAAGCUGGAUCUGGACACGUAUACGCACCGCGUGUCCGUGCAGAGUGUGACAGACAGGGGACUGUCGGACGAGCUACGCUGCACCCUGAUGGUGGGAGCCAACGUGGUGGUGGCGCCGUACGGCCUGCGUGUGGACGACAUCCUGCGCGACUCGGCCGAGCUCUCCUGGUUGCCCAGCAACAGUAACUAUGGGCACACGGUGUUCCUGGAUGGGGCGGAGCAUGCGGUGGUGCGGCCGGGGAGGUACAGGCUGCGCUUCGUCAACCUCAAGGCCAUGACGGUGUACAAGGUGAGGGUGGUGGCCCGGCCACACCAGGUGCCAUGGCAACUGCUCAUGGAGCAGAGGGAGAAGAAGGAGACUGCUGUGGAGUUCUGCACACAAGCUGCUGGCCCCCCAUUACCCCCUCAGGAGGUGCAGGUGCAGUGUGGCCAGGCCCCAGGGGUCCUGCAGGUGCGCUGGAAGCCCCCUGUCCUCUCACCCACCGGAACCUCCAAUGGAGCCAGCGUCAUCGGAUAUGCAGUCUGCACUAAAGGACAGAGGAUAGCGGAGGUGUUAUACCCCCUGGCUGACUAUGUAACAGUGGAGCUGAACAGGAUCCAGUGUCUGGAGGCCAGGGAGGUCAUCGUCAGGACGUUGUCAGCACAGGGAGAGUCCCAGGACUCCCAAGUCGCCCCCAUUCCAAACAACCUACUGGUGCCUCUUCCUCACAAUGCCCCCCUGCCCCCUCCGCACCUACACGCAGGGCCCCCUCCACCUCACCCCCAUGCCCCCCCACCCCACCUCCAGUCACCUCACCUCCCCCACCCCCAACUACCCAUGCCUCACCCCCAGCCUCUCUCACCCCUGCCUCACACACAACCCCUCCCUAACCACCCUCCUCACCCUCAACCCCAGCCACACCUCCAACCCCUGCAACCUCAUCCUGUCUCCCAGCCCCAGACUCACCAACAGCCUCACCCCCCUCACCCUGGUGGUCCUCCACAGCCACUGCACCUCCAGCCUCACCCACCUCACCCAAUGCCCCAGCACCGCCUACCCCUGCUGCCUCAUCCCCCCCCCCAGCUCCACCAGAGACCAGUAAGUGCCAGAGACCUGGAAGCCAAAGAGCUGGUGGUCCAGCAUGGGGGCGUCCCAAGCCAGCCCUGGGACCCUACCCGCUCCCCCUCCGCCCAGCCUCCUCCUGCCCCCAUGUACGGGCACACCCUGGAGGCGCCCCUUUCUGCCAACCACCGCUCGCCCUCCCCCCAGAGGAUCCUGCCCCAGCCCAGGGGCACCCCCAUCCCAGACCAAAUGGCCAAAGCCAUCGCCCGCAAGGCAGCACAGAGGGUGGCUGCAGAGAGUGGCAGAAUGGAGAGGAGAGUCAUCUACAAUGAGCAGUGUCAGGCCUUCCACCAACAGAACUCAGACGAGGAGGAGGAGGAGGAUGAGGAAGGGAAAGGUCGAAGCCGCAGGAGACAGGGGGCCUCAGUGGAUGAGUUUCUCAGAGGGUCCGAGCUGGGCAGGCCGGCCCACUACAGCCACAGUGAGGAGUACCACAGUGACAGCAGCCGGGGCUCUGACCUUUCUGACAUCAUGGAGGAGGAUGAGGAGGAGCUCUACUCUGAGAUGCAGCUGGAGGAGGGACGACGACGCAACUCCCACAAUGCACUCAAGAUUGGGAACACCCUCUCCGGGGGUCGGCUGGAUCGGGAGACGGGGAGAAGAAUGCCCCGAGACGGUCCACAGCCCCAGAGACGCCCUCUCAUGGUGCCCUCCAUUGGUCAGAUCACCUCUGUGUCUUUGAACCAUGUUCAUGCCUUCCCAUUGGUGUUUCCUGUAGAGAUAACCACAGAGAGUAACAGUGAUGGGAACCUCUCAUCCGUCACGGAGGAUGUUUACUAUGGCAGUGUAGCACGGCACAGGACAUGGUCGUCCCGCCGACACUCCACGGGCUCCAAGCCUUCCUAUAAUGAGGGAUACAGGGACCGGGAACGCCGCUCCCCUCCUAACUACGAUGAGUCGGAACCAGAGGAAUCCUUCCGGAUCUUUGUGGCUCUGUUUGACUACGACCCCCUGUCCAUGUCUCCCAACCCGGACGCAGCAGAUGAGGAACUGCCCUUCAAAGAGGGCCAGAUCAUUAGGGUAUAUGGUGAUAAGGACACAGAUGGUUUCUACCGAGGGGAGAUCAGGGGAGGCAGGAUGGGGCUCUUGCCCUGCAACAUGGUGUCAGAGAUCAGGGCUGAGGACGAGGAGACCAUGGACCAGCUCAUCAAGCAGGGCUUCCUCCCGCUCAACACACCAGUGGAUAAAGUAGGAAUAGGGCAGGACAGACGAGGCUUCCGCCAGCACCAGGCCACCAGGAGGAUGGUGGCCCUCUACGACUAUGACCCCAGAGAGAGCUCCCCCAAUGUGGACGUGGAGGCUGAGCUGACCUUCUGUGCUGGUGACAUCAUCUCUGUAUUUGGAGAGAUUGAUGAAGACGGGUUCUACUAUGGUGAAAUCAAUGGCCACCGCGGCCUCGUCCCCUCUAAUUUUCUAGAAGAAGUGCCUGACGACGUGGAGGUGUACCUGACGGACACGCCUUCUCGCUAUGCCCAGGACGAGCCCGCCAACCGGGCCGAGGCCAAAAGGGUAGCCAUGGAUACCACAGAGAGUACGGCCCCGCCUGUCCGAGCAGCGUCCCCCACAGUGCGUCCCCUGUGUCCUCCAGGCACCAUGCGGCCCAUCAGCCCCGCCAGGGGCCCCAGGGACCCCCGGGACAACAAAAAGAAAAAGGGACUGCUUUCCAAGGGGAAGAAACUGCUCAAGAGAAUCUCUCCGGUAAAAUAAACUGUCCCCAGCUGACCCCAGAAAAGAUGCUGGGCCCAGUAUUGUAAAUUGCAUACAGUACACACAAUCAAAUCAGCCGAAUCUACAGCACACAACUACCGUGGCUACGUGUUCGUAUGUAUUACAGGACAAUAUAUGUGAGCCUAAUCUAAUAUAGUCAGCGAAACAACAUUCAUGUUCUAGUGAUGAAUACACAUAUUUACGUACAUGUACUCAGUGCCAAAUUCAAUGAGAACUUUGCUCACAUACUGUAUAACUGUGAUAUAUUUGAGGUGGAGGAAAAAAUAGGAGUAUAAACUAGGACUUUCAUUACAUUUUACCACGGUUUUCUUUAAUCAAAUGGUUAUUAAGGGACUUUGGAAAUCAGGACAAUGCUGAUAAUGCAUUUGUGUGCAUUUGUUACAAGUAGGGUAACAACAGAGUAGCCUAUUUUUUUGUGUUACAACCUGAGCUGGUUUCCAUGGCAAUUGUGCCAAUAUAAGGUCUCUAAAAUACAUGGCGUGGCAAAAACAAGUUGUUGUGAUAGUCAGAUGUCAAUACUAGGAGACAGACCAUACUCCUGGAACACUAGAGCAACAACUCAACUACACUGUUAUUGAUGGCAUUCUGUCAGUAAUGCUGGCUGCUAAUACAGAGGCUUUAUUCAGUGCAAUACAUCACAACCAUGAGGGUGACAAAGGGUUGAAUCACUCACAGAACCUAGAAGUCUGCAGGGUGCACAGAGCAUUACAGACAGGAGAGCAAGCUACAUUGGGUAAGACGUUUGAACCAUCUCAGUGGCCUUUAUGAAAACAAUAUGAGCAUGACAUUCCUCGUUUUCUAUGGUUGAACAAGGUUGUUUUUAAACUACCACUAGUCUGCCAAGAACCCCUGCUGCAUCUCUGCAGCUUUGUUUGAUCAAAAAAGACAGUUAAAAAGAACCUUCUGUGUUUGCCUUUCAAUUGCACAAAGGGGUAUGUUUUGUCUGAUGAAUGGAAAAGCAUUGUGUGUGUGGGUGUAGGUGCAGGCUGUGUGUGUGCUCAGUGUGCAUUCAUGUCUGUGCAUUCUUUUUUCCAAAAAGAGGACAUGUGGUUAGGAGUCAUGUGAUCUUAGUGGUGUGCCGCUAACUACAUUGCCGGUGUAAUGUUCAGUAAUGUUCAGUUCUGAGGGUUGUGUUACCCACUCAGCCAUUUCAGUAAAGAUGUCUAGGUGUGCCCUCAAGAUUCUGCACCGUUUACUUGUUUACACUCUUAUAGACCUAUUGGCAAGAGAAAGGGAGUGAUGACCUACAUACUGUACCUACAACCUCUAAACCAGUAGUCAUGUGGCUUAUGGGCUAAAUGAGGGCUAAAUAGAGGAUGCAUCCAGCUGAUUGUCAUUUACUGGGGAGGCUGUUAUAGCCACUAGACAAACAUUGUCCUGUAUUUUUGACAGCUUUUAAAGCCCUAUAUUAACCCAUUUUCAUAACCCAUGAUCCCAUUCUGUAAUAGUUUAGCAUCACUACAGUUGCUGUACAGCCACCAUUUGAUGUGCAUAAUCAUAAUGGACUAUAUGUCAAUCCAUGAUUCACAAUAAAAUAUGUUUAAAUGUGAUUGAUAGUGAAAACCAGUCGGAGAGAGACCUAUCAGACACGUUCUUUAAAUGCCCAUCAGCUAAGAUAUUUAAGGCAAGUGUAAUAUCCCGCUGUAUAAUGAUUACAGGGAUCGUCUGUUUAUUAAAAAAUGUUAAAUCUAAAGAUGGAUUGCCAAAAAGGAAUGUAUGAAGUGUUGAGCAGGCAAAAUAGUUUAUAUUUUAUUAUGCAUCCAAAGUUAUGCAUUAUGUUGUGCAUCCAUUUGUUAAAAGGUGUUAAAGUCAUAAUACCAAAUCAUUCAUUUGUGAAUGCGUGUAUGUUUAUGUUGUUGCAUUUUUGUACUUUUUCCAUUUGUAGAUAAUUUCUAAAUGUUUAUACUUGAUUUUCAGACUGCCUUUUUAGUGCUUUAAGAUGUAUUCUUACUGUAAACAGUGCAAGCAUUCUCCAUGGUGUCCUCAAGAUAAGAUGUUUAAGUCUGUGGUUAUGUGCUUGCUCUGUGAAUCAAAGAGAAAAAGAUAGAAGUCAUUGGACAAUAUUUAUGGUGAUCAAAUAUUGUGUGCAUGUGC